AUUCUAGUUUAUCUUUUAUUCUCCUUCCAAAAAAGUGUGUACUAUCUCGAUUAAUUUGCAACCAUUUUCAUUUGGUUUCUCUACAUUCGGUCCGAACACGACUAUGAGUUUGAUUCGGCAAAGUUAUUGGGUUUUGUCUCUCAGAAGUUUGGUGCAAGAAUGCAUCAGAAAAUGCAUCACUUGCACUAGAUUUCGUGGUGCUUCUUAUCAACCUUUAAUGGCUCCUCUACCGUCACAAAGAGUGAAUAUUGCACGACCAUUCAGUAAGGUAGGUGUGGAUUUCGCCAUUUUCCUAUCGGUCAAAUAAUUCACGUAAACCAACAAUGUUGAAAGCAUAUCUUGCCUUAUUUGUAUGCUUUUCAACUAAAGCAGUUCGUUUAGAACUCGUGUCAUCUCUCAAUGUAGAGGCAUUUCUAUCAACCUUAGAUAGAUUUAUUGCAAGAAGAGGUUUACCCCAAGAGAUUUGGUCAGAUAACGGUAAAAAUUUUGUAGGUUCUGCGCGUUAUAUUUCUGAAGUUAGUCACUUUUUAGGUCAAAAUAAUUCAGAUAUUUCCGAAAAAUUAGCAUCUAAAUCCAUUAAAUGGAAAUUCAUCCCCCCAUAUGCUCCUCAUUUCGGUGGCCUCUGGGAGGCCGGUGUGAAGUCGGCAAAGAGACUUCUUUUCAAAAUGUUGGGCACAACUGCCUGUACAUUUGAGGAAUUGGCAACAAUUUUUGCUCGUAUUGAAGCUGUACUAAACAGUAGACCGAUAUGUCCAUUAUCUAAAGACCCCUCUGAGUCUGUCGAUUUUCUUACUCCAGGACAUUUCCUGAUAGGUGCCCCCCUCUUAUCUAGUCCCGAGUUAUCCUAUGACGAGUUCAAAACUCCUCUCAAUCGUUGGGAACAACAUAAAAAAUUAUUCCAACAGUUUUGGAAAAAGUGGUCAAGUGACUAUUUACAUACCAUGCUUCAACGCAAUAAGUGGCAUUCAGAAAAUGUUUGUCCAUCUGAAGGAGAUUUAGUCCUUAUAAAGGGCGUUGAAUCAAGUUCUGCCACUUGGCCCAUCGGGCGUAUAUUGAAAUUAUAUCCAGGACCUGAUGGUAUAAUUCGUGUAGCAUCUGUUAAGACCGCAACUGGUCAAUAUACGAGAGCGCUGACGAAAUUGGUGCCAUUCAACCUUUAAGGUAAUAAGGUAUUUAAUUUCAUCGUUUCCAUUAUUCCUUCUUGUAUGUCGUUUGUCUGUAAAAUUAGGUAAAUUUUAGGUGGGCGGUUAUGUUCACGCCAAGUGAACGUUCUUUUUUUCAGUUCAAUUUCCUCAAAACUUUUCAAUUUUUCAGUUAUUAAAUUUCGAAUGAAUUUAAAUGCGGUAUUUAUCGCAAUUUUAAAACAGCUGUGAUCUCUGCCGCUUAGCGCACAUGUUGUGAUUUCCAUAUCAGUCAGUAUCAUUCUUGACGUGUCAUACGAAAGAUUGAUUGUUUCCAUUCUGCUCCCUAAUAAUAAUUAUUGUUCUAAUAAUUUACGUACACAAAUUUCGGAAAAUAUCGCAUUUUCAACGCGGUGUUCGCUGACAAUCGAAGUUGUGUAUAUCAGAAAUACUGUGUUUCUGUUCCAUAAACAUUAAAUCAAAAGACUCCGUUGUGAGAAAUAAAGUUGUCACCAGUGGCGUACUCUGUGACAUUCCUAAGGAUAAGUGGGGUCGAAUUAAUAAUUUUCCAGCUUGUCAAUCAUAAAGGAUCUACCACUUCUGGUUCAGUUUGUUGAGCUCAAUCAAUCUGCUUCUGGAAGCUGAGGACUGCUGCAAGAUCCAUAACUUAAGUUCACCCACUUCUAGGUAAGAAUAUUAUUUAAUUAUUACUUUGGUUUCACUUGUCCUUUUCGUUUUCGUACUGUGUUGGGAUAAGAUUUAACUCUAAAUACAGUCCACUAAAAUUUUCUUUGUAAAUCCCAAACACUUGACUAAUG
Harmonia axyridis is the source of this 1939-nucleotide messenger RNA. RefSeq lists its product as uncharacterized. The coding region runs from base 324 to 1160 and encodes 278 amino acids. Gene Ontology annotation, biological process: DNA integration. The record is from RefSeq and is a predicted model, not a curated record. The transcript has a single exon. Gene Ontology annotation, molecular function: nucleic acid binding. Lineage: Eukaryota; Metazoa; Arthropoda; Insecta; Coleoptera; Coccinellidae.